This is a messenger RNA of Phlebotomus argentipes, 1354 nucleotides long. It is a transcript of the gene Rab27, whose product is annotated as ras-related protein Rab-27A. Lineage: Eukaryota; Metazoa; Arthropoda; Insecta; Diptera; Psychodidae. Gene Ontology annotation, cellular component: secretory granule; melanosome. Bases 584 to 1252 code for a protein of 222 amino acids. Gene Ontology annotation, molecular function: GTPase activity; GTP binding. The record is from RefSeq and is a predicted model, not a curated record. Gene Ontology annotation, biological process: melanosome transport; positive regulation of exocytosis. The transcript is spliced from 3 exons.
UUUUAAUUAUAUUGUGCCGCCGUCGAGUGGUCUAAAUUGGGUGGAAUGUCGUUCUUGUUGAGAUAUUCAUUAUGAUUUUUCAUUAAUUUAAUAUAUCUGCACUUGACUAUAUCAUAAUUUUCAACAACUCCGCAGGUGGUAUUCAGAGUGUGGCGGCGCAAAUGGGGGGAUUACAGUGGAAGUCAAUUAAUUGUGCUCAGUAGCAUUCCUCCGAUUUCCGAAUGCACUGGAUCCUGUCCGGGGAAUAUUUCGAGGGUGGACACUGGGAGCCCGUAGGAAAUUGAGUUCCACUGUGCCUGUUGGGCGGUGGGGAUGGGUGGACAGGAAGUGUGUAUCGCUCAAACAUAAAUACAGCAUUAUCCCAGAGGGUUGGCAUGUAAUCGAUAUUCUUCUCACUCCACUUGCACACACAGCUUUUCAGGCGGCAGAUGCUGUAGCUUCUUUUUCCUAGAAUUUAUUAUGCUGCUAUGAGGAGGAAAGUGGCCCAAUAGGCACUCAAUUGAGUGAGCAAUUAUGCGAGAAGUUCCAACCUGACCGUUGACUGUGCGACUGUAGUGAUUGGCUCUCGGAGCUUUUCGUGAAAAUGAGUAGUUCAACGGAUUACGACUAUUUGCUCAAGUUCCUGCUGAUUGGAGAUUCUGCAGUUGGCAAAACUUGCCUCCUGUACCAGUACACAGAUGGCGUAUUUCAUCAAUCAGCGCGUUUUAUAUCGACGGUGGGAAUUGAUUUCCGGGAGAAGCGAAUACUCUACACGUCAGGCGCUCGAACGCACCGACUGUUUCUCCAGCUGUGGGACACGGCAGGGCAGGAGCGAUUCAGGAGUCUCACCACUGCCUUCUAUCGCGACGCCAUGGGAUUCCUUCUGAUAUUUGAUCUCACGAGCGAGCGAUCUUUCCUGGAGGUGCAGAACUGGAUAGAGCAGCUCAAGUUUCACGCGUACUGCGAGACUCCAGACAUCGUUCUGUGCGGCAACAAGUGCGAUUUGGAGCACCUGCGCGUGGUGAGUGAAUCGCGCGCCAAGAAAUUUGCGGAGCGCCACGGACUUCCGUAUCUGGAGACGAGCGCCAGCACUGGCCAGAACGUGGAGAAGGCUGUAGAGAUGCUUGUGGAGCGCGUGAUGGCGCGCAUGGAGACUGCUAUGGAUUUGUCGGCUCUGCCAGGCAGACGAGGGCGUCCCAAGCGCUUCGAUGAUCUCGAUGGACAUGAUAUUAAGACGAUCAGUGCGCAGGAUAGCAAAACUUGCUCCUGCUGAAUUGUAUCUUCCAAGUUGUUAAUUUGUGUGUUGAGUUUGAUCGUUAUUGCAGUCAAAGCAAGAUAAUCAUAAUUAGCGAAUAAAUUGAACGUUUUCCUUGGA